Molecule: messenger RNA, 585 nt
Organism: Brettanomyces bruxellensis
Lineage: Eukaryota; Fungi; Ascomycota; Pichiomycetes; Pichiales; Pichiaceae
Exons: 1
Coding region: 1-585 (194 amino acids)
Cellular component (GO): intracellular membrane-bounded organelle; membrane; cytosol
Molecular function (GO): calcium ion binding
Source: RefSeq, a predicted model, not a curated record
AUGGGUCAGAAAGCCAGCAAACUCAGCAAGGAAGACAUAUCAAAUCUCAAGAAAGAGACAAAGUUCACAACUAGAGAACUACAGCAAUGGUAUAAAGGAUUCCAGCGAGAUGCACCGACAGGAAUAUUGACGAAAGAUGAUUUUAUAAAGAUACACAAGCAGUUCUAUCCGUUUGGCGACCCCACGGAUUACGCAACAUUCGCAUUUGAAGCAUUCGAUAUUCGACAUCAUGGAUUUGUGACAUUUCCAGAUUUCAUUAUCUCUUUGAGUAUAGCAAGCCGAGGAACAACAGCAGAGAAAUUGAAGUGGGGGUUUAGGCUGUAUGACCGGAAUAAUGAUGGAUUCAUAAGCUACGAUGAUUUGCUAAGGGUGGUAAGUGCAAUUUACAUGAUGAUUGGUACGCAGUCAGUGAAAUUUAAAGAUGGCGAAGAUGCACCAGAGGACAGGGUCAAUAGGAUAUGGGCUACUUUCAACAAAAGCUUGGACAACAAGGAACACGAGCUAAUCAGCCGGAAAGAAUUUUCUGACAACAAGUGGGCGCCAGAUGUGAUAAAAGCGUUAUCUGUCUACGAUGACUUGAUUUAA